AUGCCACUGCUAGCGAGGAUGAUUGAGGCUUCAGGAGGUCAGACUCUCACUUAUGGAGGAGAUGUUUCAAAAGAAGAGGAUGUGGAUUCCAUGGUCAAAACUGCAGUAGAUGCUUGGGGAUCAGUUGACAUUUUAGUUAACAAUGCAGUUGUCUGGAAUUAUACUUAUGUUCAUCUUGUCAAGAGACACACUGCAGCAGCAAAAAUUAUGAUGAAGAAGAAAAAGGUGAAUGCUAUUGUGCCGGGGUUCAUUGCAUCUGAUAUGACAGCUAAACUAGGAGAAGAUAUCGAGAAAAAGAUUUUGGAAACUAUUCCAAUGGUGGUUAUUGCCUUCUUGACUUUGCCAAAUGUAGAUGUCAAGCUGCCUCUAAUUUAUUGA
Molecule: messenger RNA, 378 nt
Organism: Zingiber officinale
Lineage: Eukaryota; Viridiplantae; Streptophyta; Magnoliopsida; Zingiberales; Zingiberaceae
Product: 3-oxoacyl-[acyl-carrier-protein] reductase, chloroplastic-like
Exons: 6
Coding region: 1-378 (125 amino acids)
Source: RefSeq, a predicted model, not a curated record